Zophobas morio is the source of this 2850-nucleotide messenger RNA. RefSeq lists its product as uncharacterized. The record is from RefSeq and is a predicted model, not a curated record. The transcript has 11 exons. Lineage: Eukaryota; Metazoa; Arthropoda; Insecta; Coleoptera; Tenebrionidae. Bases 1 to 2652 code for a protein of 883 amino acids.
AUGGUAUCGAGCUACGUCGAUUUAGCUCUUACCAUCUUGAUAGACGUACUAUUCUUUAGAAUAUUCAGCCCAGGGGGUGCCAACUUUUUUUUACCAUUCAAUGAGGAAAACCUUGCUAUAGCUUUGAAGUUUAUCUAUAGGAAGUUUUAUUUGGCCUAUAAAUUAAAGGCAAUGCCCCAAUUGACAGUCAUUGAAGACAGAGAGUUGAGAAGAAAAAGAGAACGAGAAAAAAGAGAACAAGAGCUCCAAAGGAGCCAAGAAAAAGGAAUUGGUCUGGACUGCCUUAAUUCCAACGUUUUAAGUGUUAGUAAUGAAUUUGGUUCUUUUUUGGAUACAAAACAGACUCCAUCGAAAACUUCCUCCCUUCAAAACUUUCGGAGAGUACCAUUUUUUUCUAAAAUAAAUGGAGGAUGCAACAAUAUUAAACUUUCAGUGCCUUGGCUGUAUAGUUACCAUAAAAGGUUUACUCCUCUUCCUGAACCAGAAGUUGACUCUGUCGAAAAAAUUUUGGAGAGAAUGACGGUGCAGUCUGUUUCUUUAAGUCCUGUCGUUUCGGAACUAGAUUUCCCAUCAUUGGAAAAUUUAAGUAUUAACUUAAAGGAUUUGAAUAUAUUAAAGCCUAAAGAAACCAAGGAAGUUGCAAGUUCUGAAAAGUUGCAGUUUUGUUCCCUUGAGACCCGUAACACUAGCGAUAUUGAUCGUAUAACUAGUGAUUCAAGAAGUAUUUGUAAUUAUAUUAAAGCUAAUAGCAACUACAAAAACUAUGACCGCAAUAAUAAUAGUAAUGAUAACAGUAACGUUAAUAAUAUUGCUAACAAUACAAGGAGUUUUGAUAGUAAAAAUUCAGUAGCUCAGACGCCCCUUUCUAUUGCUUGUGACUCUAGUCCUCCUCACGUUUUAAGCAAAAUACUUGAGAAAUCAGAAAAGAGGAAGUAUAUAGAUGAGCCCGCAGGACCACUUUACAGUACUAAAAACAAAGACUCUUCUGAAACCUCAAGUUUAGGCAAGGAAGGCACAAAAGCAAGAGAAGUAUCUGAGUUGCCACCUCAGGCCCACCUUCAAAAUACUCAAAAAAACGACUUCCUUUGCAACGAUGUUCAAGCCAAGAAAGUACUGAAUACUCCUAUUCAGCUAUCGCCGAGUGUUUACUCGGACUUUUUAACUGAGGUGGAUUGUUCAGACGAUAAAAUUGAUUUAGACGGCAAACGUGUUAAGAACGACAAGAAGCGGAGAACUUUGUACACGGUCACCAUUCCUGCAGAUAGAUUGCAGCACCUAAUAAAAUUAUUUGAAAAGCAAGAAUCGGGGCUUACUCUCAUUGAUCAGGCACGCGCUGGAACUAUGACUUUGGACUCUGCGAAAGGUUCACCCUCCGGCAUGGGCAUAAUCGACGCUCCUCCUAACGUAGUUAACCGUACACAUUCUGCGUCGUCAGAAUCUACUACUAAAUCGGAAGUGACUGACAUACGUAACAGAAUUCCUGAACAAACUUGCCGAGAGAGAGUUGAUUCCACAUCUGACCGUCACCCCUCUUUAUACAGAGAGAUUGCCUUUAAUGAAACCUCCAAUGAGCCCCCCAAGUUUUCGCGCCGCUCUGAGCCUAAGAGACCCCAUGUGAGUGAAGAUUACGAAAAAACUUGCCACCCUGAUGGAAGGCCUAAAAAUAAUGGAGAAAAGCACAGAGACAGGAGGAAAGAACUUGAGAGGGGAAGGAGCAAAGAAAGGAUCCCACGGCUCCGCAGGACCAGCAGACCCUUAAGUGAAGACACCGCAAGGGAUGAUAAACGUCGCGCAAGUGCUGUUCCGAGUAUCAAAAGGGACAGAAGCAGGGGCUCAAGACUUGAUAACUAUCGCUCAAAAGGGAAGGAAAAGGACAGGGAAUACUUCCUCUCUUCCAGUGAGCUUGCGAAAGCAGAUCGUUUCUCCCUGCAGAAGAGACAAAACCUUAAAGACCCUUUGAGCCACUCACUUCUUGCAAGGUGCCAGCAUCCAAGUGCGGAAGUGGAACCCUCAUCUUAUUAUAGUAGUUUUGCUCGGGAGCUGAAGCACAGUGCAGACGACUGCAAAAUAGUCAAGGAGAAAUUUUACUUGUACUUCCACUCGUUGCUGUACUUCCUAAUGCAGGCGUACGCUACUGAGAAUGAAACGGAUGCUGUUGUAUCCGCCGAGAGUUCGAUAUUAAGCGCACGAAGCAUUGCCAUUAGGCUCUAUGAGUCCAACAUUGUGUUUUUAGAAUACUUGUCUCGCCAUUUGUUAAAGGCGUUACCGGAAAGUAGCCAACCCCAGGCCCUACGGUCGCUGCUGUUAAAGAUAAGCUCUGUUAUGAACUACCGGAUCGGUCUCCUAAAGGGUUUCUACCACCGGAAGGGGCUCUUCUGCCAGGCAGAACUCAAGAAACUGAUCGCUACGCCGGCCUACGAUUCUGGCGAUUCUGUUACGCUACCAGCUUCCAGCGCCAGUGUUCUUGUUGCCUACGUAAACGAAUCUGUUAACUUUUUAACAUCAUUUACUUCCUGGGUCAAAAGCGAAGAGAUUGUGUCUCCCGAUUUUUUUAAGGCCACCUCGUCUAAAAUUGGCCCAAUUAGCAUCCAGUCGUCACCCCUUUUGGUUCUGCGGCACUGCUUACACGCUAUAAGUUUUCUUAUGGAUUAAACUUAAGAUUUUGUGGCAAAGCCAACUUAUACACGAUGACGGGAAAUUGCUGUCUAUAAUUAUUCGCCGUAACAACGCUUUUGCAAGAUGUAUUUUGGCUCAUUAUUUGGUUCUGUGCCGGUGACACCGAUCCAAGCCAUACAUCCGUGUAUUCAAAACACUUUGUUGGCGUUCACUCAUGGGCGCCACUGGCCAUUA